This is a messenger RNA of Talaromyces stipitatus ATCC 10500, 2154 nucleotides long. RefSeq names its product potassium transporter, putative. The record is from RefSeq and is a predicted model, not a curated record. Gene Ontology annotation, molecular function: high-affinity potassium ion transmembrane transporter activity. Gene Ontology annotation, cellular component: plasma membrane. Lineage: Eukaryota; Fungi; Ascomycota; Eurotiomycetes; Eurotiales; Trichocomaceae. Gene Ontology annotation, biological process: intracellular potassium ion homeostasis; potassium ion import across plasma membrane. The coding region runs from base 1 to 2154 and encodes 717 amino acids. The transcript is spliced from 4 exons.
AUGACCGUUCCGAAGAGAAAGGCCAUUCGUAGAAUGGCGAAUCUUCUUCCGCCACUCAACUUCCUUACAUUGCAUCACGCCUACUUCAUUGUCAUGGGCCUGAUAUGGAGCGUGAUAUUCUGGGCGGCAGCAAGCCCGGUUCAGACCGUCAGGUAUAUUGACGCCCUCUUUCUCUGCGUCAGUGCAAUGACUGGAGCCGGCUUAAACACUAUCAAUCUCUCUACCGUCAACUCAUUUCAGCAAGCUAUUCUAUUUGGCCUCAUUGUUCUGGGUCAUCCUAUUCUUAUAUCAAGUACGGUUCUCUUCGUCCGUAAGCGUGCUUUUGAGUCCAGAUUUCGGAGCAUUGUUCAGGCGGGUGAACGGCGUCGUUUAGCUGCACUCCAAGGAGUUAACUUGCCUAAAAUUGAAAAGAGGGUCCUGACAGGAGAAGGAAACAAUGCGUGUCCUAUAAAUGGAGACUCGGCUGGGAACCGUGAAACAACUGAUGGCCCGAUCCAACUGUCCUCCGAAACUGGUCAAACGAAUACUCAGACGCACUCGCAGAGUGACAUGAAUGAUGCAGAUGCUAUCAGAUGGGCUGACGAUGAUCAACUCACCAUUCAAUCAAGAUCACGGAAUAAAAUUAGACAUCGGGUAUUUCCAAUGGCUGGGGUUGGCGCACGCCCAGAUGCAAGAGACCCAAAAGAUGCCGCACCUAGCUUCGUUGCUGAUGAUGAACGAAGAUCAUCUCUGCUCGAAAUUAUUACCAGAAAUCCCCAGAAAUACUUUGCUUCGAAGGGAUUGAUAUCCCGCAACUCGCAGUUUCAUGGUCUUACAGCCAGCGAGCGCGAUAAGCUCGGCGGAGUGGAAUACAGAGCGAUAUGUUUCCUCUCCAUCAUCGUCCCUCUAUACUUUGUCCUGUUCAAUGUCCUAGGAUUUAUAGGGUUGGGUACAUGGUUCGCUGUCAAUCGACCUAGUGUUGCUCGCGAAAAUGGGCUGAGUCCAUUCUGGACCGGCUCAUUCCUGGCUAUAUCUGCCUUCGGAAAUAAUGGCAUGUCAUUGCUGGACGCAAACAUGACUGCUUUGCAGACCUGCUCCUAUGUACUUCUUACUAUGGGGUUACUGAUUCUCGCUGGAAACACGCUAUAUCCUUGUUUCUUGCGAUUCAGUAUAUGGACUAUGAAACAUGUCUUACCUCGAACCAAGUGGUGUGAAGAGUGGAAUGCUGUUCUUGACUUUAUAUUGGACCAUCCACGGCGAGUGUAUACCCAUCUUUUCCCGAAACGGCAUACGUGGUAUCUCCUCGCAACGAUAAUCCUUUUCAACGGCAUUGACUGGGCUGGUUUCGAAGUCCUAUCUAUAAACAACACAGCCGUAGAGAUUCUUGGUGGAUACCGCGUCUUAGACGGCCUUUUCCAAGCUUUCGCUGUGCGGUCUGGGGGCUUUUACGUGGUCACAAUUGCUGACUUGCACCAGGGCUUGCUCGUUCUCUAUGUGCUGAUGAUGUAUGUUUCUGCGUUUCCGGUUCUGGUCACCAUACGAAACACAAAUGUUUAUGAGGAGCGAUCUCUGGGAAUAUAUGCCGACGAUUAUUUGGCCGAAGAUCAGAGGUAUCACGCUCGCUUGGGCAGUUUUGUUGGCCAUACGAAAGCUAUAAUCUCACAUGGAUCGAACGGAAAGCAGAGUCAAAAAGCCGACAGCAACCCGUCAACGGGCCAAGCUGGCGAAAACAAUACAUCACGAAGUUACUUUGUUCGUCAACAGAUACGUUCACAGCUCAGUCAUGACAUCUGGUGGAUCUGCCUCGCUAUACUGUUCAUUACAAUCGCAGAAGGUCCUCACUUCACAAAGGAUCCAAUCUCAUACUCCACUUUCAACAUUAUCUUCGAAGUAGUCUCUGGCUACGGUUGCGUGGGUAUCUCUGUUGGGCUCCCGGACCAGAAUUACUCUUUCUGCGGCGGUUGGUAUACCAUCAGUAAACUGAUCUUGAUUGCGGUGAUGCUACGUGGUCGACAUCGUGGUCUGCCCGUUGCGAUUGACAAGGCUGUUAUGUUACCUGACGAAUCUUUGGCUUGGGCGGAGGAGGAAGAUGCUGCAAUGAGACUUGAACGCGCUAGGUCUAGGAGUGUUGCGCAGGGCCCCAUUUAUGAUGAAAAGACUGAUGAUAUUGUUUAA